GGCGGUUCGGACCCAAGGCAGCGCGCAAUCUGUAAAAUCCCUGCCGCCUUGAGGGUGUAGGUGCUGUAGCAGCGUGGCCGGAGGAAGCCGGGACUUGGGGACCGCAGAGGGCGUGGCCCAGGCAAAGGGAAGCUCCUGGACGGACUAGUGUUGCCCUGCCCCAUGGACACCUCCUCUGGCCCAUGGAAUCCAGCCCCAGCGUCCAUCAGCAGCCCUCCCUUGCUGCUCCCCAUCCCGGCUAUCGUCUUCAUCGCUGUGGGCGUAUAUUUGCUGCUGCUGGGCUUAGUGCUGCUGACCAGGCACUGCCUGCUGGCUCAGGGCUGCUGCACAGACUGCAGCUCCCCAUGCAGGAAGCAGAGUGCCUCAGAGACCCAGGACUGUUGCUGGAGCUGCGCAGAAGCCUGCGACUUCCCCCUGCCCAGUCCAUCCCACUACCUGGAUGCCUGCUGCCCUCAUCCCAGCGAAGCUGGUUGGGCUCCUCGAUGUCCUCAAGGCUGCCCCUUGUGCGACUGUGCCUGCGCCUGCCAGCUUCCGGACUGCCAGAGCCUCAACUGCCUUUGUUUCGAGAUCAAGCUCAGAUGAAGGAUGGGAGUGGGGGGCUUGUUCUUUGGGGAGUGGCCAGCCCCUAGUGCCCCCUCUAAAAUGGCCCUCAGGACACUACUGCUAGGCCACUGGAAUCACAGCUGGCAGGUCCAGCCUAACCUGGGAGCCUUGAGUGCAGGGCCUGGUUCCCUGCAGGACAGAAGAGAGCCCUUGGACAGCUGAAUUCAGUUCCUUCUGAGGGCUGGAAGGAAAAGGGGCUGGGGCUGGUGUUCGGGCCAGUGCCCCUACCCCUCACCCCCUCCCUCCCUGGUAAACUAUAUUCGUGAAGGUGAGGAUGCAGGACGUCGCUCACCCAGGCAACCGUAUGAGAGGGCUCUGCCAACCUGGAAUAUCAAGAUAUAGGGAUAGCCAGUCGCAGCCAGUCUAUGGACUCUCACUUAUUUUAAGAGAUCCCAGACCGGAGACUGAUUUUUCUUCACCGCUGUUUUCAAGGAAGAGGUUCUUCUAAAGACCGGUGAGUGGGCAGGGGCACCUCCUCCCCUCCAGGCAAACCAAAGCUUCCUUUUUCU
Messenger RNA from Arvicola amphibius (Eurasian water vole), 1112 nucleotides. Its product is annotated as keratin-associated protein 4-3. The transcript has 6 exons. The record is from RefSeq and is a predicted model, not a curated record. NCBI's taxonomy places the organism in Eukaryota, Metazoa, Chordata, Mammalia, Rodentia, Cricetidae. Bases 163 to 582 code for a protein of 139 amino acids.